Pollicipes pollicipes is the source of this 4014-nucleotide messenger RNA. Its product is annotated as semaphorin-5B. The transcript has 13 exons. The record is from RefSeq and is a predicted model, not a curated record. Gene Ontology annotation, cellular component: plasma membrane. NCBI's taxonomy places the organism in Eukaryota, Metazoa, Arthropoda, Thecostraca, Pollicipedomorpha, Pollicipedidae. Gene Ontology annotation, biological process: positive regulation of cell migration; neural crest cell migration; axon guidance. Gene Ontology annotation, molecular function: chemorepellent activity; semaphorin receptor binding. Bases 156 to 3311 code for a protein of 1051 amino acids.
GCGGCGGCCCCACGCCGAGUGUUGACUCAGGAGGCUCGGCGCCGGACCGCGCGCCGCGAGACGUCGGCGCUGCGACCGGCGGGACCGCAGACCGCAACUCACAGAAGCCGGGCCGCCAGCAUGGAGAGCUGAAGGCCAGCGCCCGCCUUCUCCUGAUGACGUCUCACACCUGGAGCGGCAUGGCUGCCGUGGUGCCGACGCUGCUGCUGCCGCUGCUGCUGUCCGCAGGCCUGGCGCAGGAGCUGGACGUGACUGACCGGCGCGUAGUGACGUACUCAGAACUGCAACCUUCGCUGGACACAUUUUCGUCGCCAGAUGUCACUACAUUCUCAGAAAUAUUGUUCGACAUACAAAAGUAUCAGAUGAUCGUGGGGGCACGGGACCACCUGUUUCGUCUGAGCGUGAAGGGGCUGCAGGAACUGGAGUCGGUCCACUGGCCGCCGCCCGAGAAGGAUCAGAAACUGUGCGAGUUCAAGGGCCAGGCGGCGGCCGACUGCCACAACUACGUGCGCGUGCUGCACGGCCGCGGGGAGCGGCUGCUGGCGUGCGGCACCAACGCCUUCCAGCCGCAGUGCUCGUGGCGCCAGCUCGACUCGCUGCGCACCGUCUUCUCCAACCAGAGCGGCAUCGCCGUGUGCCCGUACUCGCCGCACAUGAACGUGACGUCACUGGUAACGGCGGAGGGCGAGGUGGUGGCCGCCACGCCGACAGACUUCUCGGGCCUCGACCCGGCCAUCUACCGACAGGGUGGCGGCGGCGUCAGCUUGCGAACCAGCAAGUAUGACAGCACGCUGCUCAGCACGCCGCAGUUCGUCGGCUCGUUCGAGACCAGGGACUUCGUCUACUUCGUCUUCAGAGAGGACGCCGUCGAGUACAUGAGCUGCGGCAAGCGGAUGUACUCUCGCAUUGCUCGAGUGUGCAAGAACGACCGCGGUAACCGACGGGGCACCUGGACCACGUUCCUAAAGGCGCGGCUCAACUGCUCCGUGUCCGGCGAGUACCCGUUCUACCUGGACCAGGUGCAGAGCAUCCACUACCUGGACCGCGAGGAGGUGCUCUACGCCACCUUCACCACCCCAGAGAACGGUCUGGCUGGCUCGGCCGUGUGCGCCUUCAACCUGUCGGCGAUCGGUGACGCGUUCGACGGCCCGUUUCGGCGGCAGCGCGAGCCGGGCGGCGCCUGGCCGCGCCAGCCGCUCGACCUGCGCCACUUCCAGUGCGGCACCCCGGGCCAGACGGCCGGCCGUGACCGCCGGCUCGCCGACAUCCCGCAGUACGCGCUGGCGCACGACGCCGUCAUGCCCACCAAAACCGACCCGCUGCUCCUCGCCGACGGCGCCAGCCUGACUGCGAUCGCCACUGACGUCAUCACUACCAAGCACCACGUGGCGGUACACGUCAUUUUUGUUGCCGACAAGGACGGCACCAUCAGAAAACUGAGCGUCGUACCGCGCAGCCAGAAAACGUGCCUGGUGGAAGUCCUGCAGCCGUUUGAGAAGCCAACAAAAAUCCUCACCAUGAAGCUUCUGAAGGAGGAGGGGUCUCUGUACCUGGGGACGGACUCGGAGCUGGUGCGUGUGCCGGUGCAGCGCUGCGAGCGGUACCAGAGCGAGGACAGCUGCCUGGGCGCCAUGGACCCGUACUGCGGCUGGGACGCAGCGCGCGGCGUCUGCAGCCGGCCGCCCGGGCGUAACCCGGACGUGCUCUCCUGGCGUCAGCUGGUGACCCAGUGUCCGGACCCCAGCCGGCCCGUGGACGGCGGCUGGAGCGGCUGGACCGACUGGCAGGAGUGCGGACAGGCGGCGGCCGACGGCGGCGAGCUGUGCCGAUGCCGCCGGCGCUCCUGCUCCAGCCCGGCACCGGCGAAUGGCGGCGCGCCCUGCACCGGCCUCGCCGCCCAGGUCGCUAACUGCACGCGCCACGGCGGCUGGACCGGCUGGUCGGCCUGGUCGGCCUGCUCGCAUCCGUGCGGCCGCGCCAGCAAGUCGCGGCGCCGCUCCUGCACCAACCCGGCGCCGGCGCACGGCGGCCGGCCCUGCGUCGGCGAGGAAAGUCAGGACAUCUUCUGCCACUCGAACCCGCCCUGCCCGUCCAAGACCAACCUGCCGCUGGACGGCGGCUGGGGCGGCUGGGGCUCCUGGGGACGCUGCUCAGCGCGCUGCGGCGGCGGCUUCCGGCGGCGGCGGCGCGUCUGCGACAGCCCUCGCCCCGUCAACGGCGGCCGGCCGUGCCUCGGCUGCGACCUGGAGUACGCCGAGUGCGGCACCGAGCCGUGCCCGACGCUGCGCCGCCUCCAGCGGUUCCGCUUCGCCUGCCGCGCGCCCGUGCCGGACGCGGGGCUCAUCCGGCCAGGCGCCGCCAAGACAGACGAGCGCUUCUGCUCGGCGGACGGCCUCUGCUCGCCCGACAACUGGGAAGACCUGGGCUGGGGCGAUUGGAGCGACUGGUCCGACUGCUCGGCGCUGUGCGGAGGCGGCGUCCAGUCCAGGUCACGGCUCUGCGAGGAAGACCAUGCCGUCUGCCAGGGCCGACAGAGCGAGGAGCGGCAGUGCAAUGCCCACUCGUGUGCCGGCGAGUGGACAUGCUGGUCGGAGUGGUCGGCCUGCUCGGGCUCUUGCGGCGCGGCGCAGCGUCAGCGCACCAGGCGAUGCCGCAGCCAGUCCGCGCCCGGCCAGCUCGGGACGCUCUGCGACGGCGACGCCACCUAUGAGGAGACGUGCCAACUGCCCGGCUGCACCAGUCUCGCCGGCUGGGAAGAUUGGACCGUUUGGAGUCUUUGUGACGAGAAUAACGAGCAGCACCGCAAACGCCGCUGCAAGAAGUCUGAGCGAGACCCUAGCCUCUGCCAAGGCCACGACAGAGAGACGAGGAUAUGUGUGCAUGCAAACGGCGAGCUGCUGCAGCUGGCGUCAUCCGGCGGGCCUGGCCCAAGCUCCGGCAUCGGGGCGGGCAUGCUCGCACUCGGCUGCGUGCUCAGCUUCGUGGCCGGUGCGCUCCUGGCGGCAGUCGCCACGUACUUCUGCUUCAUCGCCAGGUGGCGCCGAGCGCGCGACCAGACGGCCAAGCUGUACGAUACGCCGAAGCUGGCGGCGGCCAACACGUACGUGCCGAUGGGUGGUGUGCGCGGUGUCAGUGAACUGGCCGAAAUGAAGAACCUCAGCCGGCUAGACGGCUCGGUCAAGGGCACGCUGCCGCCUUCCAUGACGAUAAAGACAAACCCGGCCAGCAUCCGACGCAGCGGUGGAAACCGGUACGAUCUGGUCAGCCCCGACGAGCUGCGCGUGGACCUGGACUCGGACGCAAUCUAUUAAGUGCCAUUUGUGUGUUUGUGCUCAGUACAAAUUUGUGAUAAUGUGCCGCGAGGACUUGGAAGACAUGGCGAUUGCGUAACGAGUCCUUUGCUCCUGUGCCAAAUCGGUGUUCGUUUUGAGACGUGGGAAUCGGUACAGGUGUCAGUUUGUCGUUUUAGAGAAUGUGCAUGCGUCGAAGUGAUCACAAAAGUUUCAUCGGUGCAUGCGCAAGUGGGGGCGAUUUCGCCCAUGGUUUGAGCGCGGUGUAGCCAGAUGAAAGGUGCAGAUGCCUUUUAAAUCUAAUUGGAUGAUGCGACCGCGUCGGUACUUAAUGUUUGUGCCAUGAUGUGCAAACUGUUUUUAAACAAUAUUUUGUCUGCUGAGAUGAGGUGCACUGUGAUACGUUCUGCCUUUACUGCCGCCGACUAAUCCUGUCUGCUAGUAAGCGGGGUGAGCCGCGUAUCGCCUUUAGCUGUAAAGGUUUUUCAUACUUACGACGGGGCGAGCUGAAAACCGAAUCUGGUGGCUCAUCAGGGGAGUAUCACUAGUGCACUUAGUUGCGGGAGUCCAGGUUUCACAGCGCGGAAGCACUGGACCAGCGUGUCGAUCGUCACAGGGAUCGCGAAUUUCACUGCCGAGGAACCGCAGUGCUCUGAGUAGAAGCGGUCGGGAAGAUCAGGACCAAGCGUGGACCAUUGUGCAAAUACAAUCUUGUGGUGCUUUU